Messenger RNA from Lachancea fermentati, 733 nucleotides. The record is from the annotation of a GenBank genome assembly. Lineage: Eukaryota; Fungi; Ascomycota; Saccharomycetes; Saccharomycetales; Saccharomycetaceae.
CGGUCAUUGCGCUCUGGGACCGGUACUGGAGUCGUGAACUACAAAAUUAUUCUCGCUAUGCAAGAUGCAACCAAUUACUAGCUGAAACUGGCUACAAACAUGAACCGAAGCGCCAAUUUUCCCUUCUUCAGGUAAUCGAUAUUGCUUUCUGGCGCAUGGCUUGUUUUUUUCUAUUGUUUCUGUUACGAGUUGAGGAACUACAGCUGGUCCUGUUACACCCCUUUGUGGCUGACUCAUUUCAAGUUUGCUUAUUCUAACCUUGAAUACUACUAUGGCCGAAAAGCUCGCACCAUUAAAACCGCCUGAGAGCUGUACAAUGGACUCAUCAUUAUGCUAGCGUGUUGGAAAUUUCUUUUCCUCCAUUACCGGCUGCUACAACACCUUUGCCCUUGUUGCAGGCGUUUGCUCUGCCAAUUAUGGCCAAUCAGAAGAAGUCGUGACCUCAGCAUUCGUGGCUACAAAUGUUAAAUUUGACUCUAGGAGGGGUUUUCUAUAUACUGUGUUUGUCACAACCGUUGUGGCCAACAACACAACUCAAACUCUAUUAAACGCACGACCUAUCCCCAUAUCGAAGGAAAGAGGAUAUUAGCUCAAAAUUAAAAUAAUGCCUGACGCUACCCCAAUAGCCGAAUGCUUUUGACGGAUUGUGCAAUGUCUUCCAAUACCACUAACACUGAAGUCAACAUUAAUAUACCCUCUUUCUUAUACUAUCUAUGGAGUCAUAGAUGAUUUU